Messenger RNA from Parasteatoda tepidariorum (common house spider), 1654 nucleotides. The record is from RefSeq and is a predicted model, not a curated record. NCBI's taxonomy places the organism in Eukaryota, Metazoa, Arthropoda, Arachnida, Araneae, Theridiidae.
CAUCGUAAAUGUGGAUUCAUGCCUUAUAAAUGUCACGUCAUGUUUUUUUUUCUCCAGAUGGCUGGAAAGAGAAGUUACUGGAAAAUAUCGAUGACGAAGUUUUACCAGCAUUUCUUGGCGGGAAAAGAACCGAUCCAGAUGGUAACCCUCUCUGCAGAAGUCUAAUAUGCCCUGGAGGUAAAAUACCAGAGAGAUAUUUUCUCUCCUCCAACAAGAGUACAAUAAGAAACCUGGAGGGAGUGAAGAGACUAGUGGUAUCAAGGCACUCUAGUACUGAUGUAGUCAUUGAUGUUCUUCAUCCAUCUUCCGUUUUAAUGUGGGAAUUUGAAACAAAGGACAGAGAUAUCGGAUUUGGAAUUAAUUGUAAAAUUCCCGAUCAAAAUGAUGGAGAGAUAAUUGAAUUGAUUCCCAAGAAAAGAAUUGACACUUCAAAUGGGCCUGAAACAGGAACUUAUGUGUGUCAUAAUGCUGGUUCACAUAUUCUCUUGUUUGACAAUUCAUAUAGCUGGCUACAUUCAAAAGAGAUUUACUACAAAACAAAAGUGAUUCCACCAACAAAUGCAGACUGAUAUAAUGGAAGCCCACUAUCUUCCUCGUGAUUAACUUUGAGGUGUCUUUUUGAGCUACUACUGAAUAGUUUUAGAAAACAUUUUCUUUAUUUGAACCUUCAAUUUUUUAUGAAAUACAGAAUAUGUAUAAAACAGCGUUAUCCUUACUUUCGCAAAUGAAUUAAAACACCAAGACUGCCAACGUUAUGACGCAAACAGUUAAUAAGAAUGUAUGUAUCUAUAGAUCAGAAUAAAUUGGAUGCUUGCAAACGAGAAUAUAGAUAUGAAAGGUAUAUUAUAAUAUUAUAACUAUCUUUGAAGAGCUUACCCAGUUAUCGGGUUUACGGCUGCUAAUGUUCAACUCAGUAGCCGUAUAAUUUUGGACUCAAGCCGGAACACAACUGAACUCUUGGAUCAAUUAUUGGGAGAAAUCUGCCUUCGUGGAGGACUUUUUUCAUGCGGAACUAACUCUCAUUUGCGUUACAUGGAGAAGAAAACCACGAAAAUCUCCUGCGAUUAGCUCGACGGAAAGGGGACUCUAACCCAUGAUCCGUCUACCACUGAGCAUAUUUUACGUCAGCACUGUGGUCGGUACGAGCCGGUUGCGGAAUUCGAAAUAACCUGUCAUCGCCGGGAUUCGAUCCCGGAACACCUGAUUAAAAGGCGGAUGCUCUCUCCCCUGAGCCAUCAAUAUGAAAGGUAUAAUCAUUAUUUGUUGUUGCCCACAAGUGGGUAAUAGUUAAGUAAAUGGGCUUUUCCGCUAAGUGGUUACUCCAAACGCUCUGAAACGUGGAGGUAGUUGGUUCGAAACUCAUCGCAUACUUGGAUUCCAAUUUCGUAAGGAUAUACAGUCAUCUUUGUUCUUUCAGCAUAUAUAUGUGAAGGAGCUUCUGAGGUCGAGGGAUAUUGUAUUUUCUGCAAUGGCUCUGAAUCGUAUAGGUAAUGGGUUCGAAUUCCAUCGUCCCUUUGGAUGUAUUUUUGAGGCAUCCUGUGUUAAAUUGUGCUAUGCGUUAUUUAACGAUGGCUCAUAAGUUGUUUUUUGUAUAGGGCAUAAAAACCUAAGUCGAUAAAUGAAAUACAUGUAUAUGAAUAUAUAAAUAAAUAAA